ACGCUCCUCCCAGCUGGACUUUGCCCAGGUCCGAAGGGCCGGUACGGAGGGAUUCUCGGUGCACCCCGUUUUUCCAAGCGGCCCCAGAGAUAUUGAGCUGGUGAUAUCUUCCAUUCAGAAAUCUGAUCACCUGUGGCUGUAGAGCAUGUGGGAAGGACGCCGCGUGGAGGAACUGCCCACUCCGGCCUUCACGGUGGAUCUCGACGUAGCCACGAGGAAUGCGCAGCACAUGCGGGAGCGUUGCGAAGCUCUGGGGGUGGCCCUGAGGCCCCACAUGAAGACCCACAAGACGCUGGAAGGUGGGCGCCUCAUGACGGGGGGCUCCCUGAGGGGAAUCGUGGUCUCCACGCUGGCCGAGGCCCGCCACUUUGCCGACGGCGGCUUCGAUGACAUCCUCUAUGCCUACCCGCUACCCUUCGACAAGGUGGGAGAUUGUGCGUCCUUGGCCGAGAAACUGGACGCCUUCCAGGUGAUGGUGGACAGUCCAGAGGCCUUGGACCGGCUGAAAGGGAGGCCUCUGAGAACUGGACAGCCCUGGAAAGUCUGGCUGAAGAUUGAUUGCGACAACGGACGAGCUGGGGUGAAACCCUCGGAGCCCGCCGCCUUGCAGCUGGCCAAGGCCAUCUCCGAAGGCGCGACGGAGCUGGCGGGCAUCUACGCCCAUUGCGGCAACUCGUACGGGUGCCACGGCCUGUCGGAGAUCCAGUCAGUUGCCCAAAAAACCACGGAGUUUACUCUGAAGUUUAUGGAGCAGCUCCGGGAAGCCGGGGUGCCCUGUCCGAAAUCCAGCAUCGGCUCCACGCCCUCCUGCAGCCACCCGGUGCCCGCCAUGGGCAAGCUCAGCGAAGUUCACCCAGGAAAUUAUAUUUUUUACGAUCUUCAGCAGAUGAUGAUUGGCUCCUGCCAGCUUGAGGACGUGGCCGUGCGAGUUUGGACGCGAGUGAUCGGUCACUACCCACACCGCAACCAGUUAUUGGUGGACUGCGGAUGGACCGGACUGAGCCUUCACAGCCUGGGUCAGCUGCCGACCGGCUUCGCCCUGGUGGACGGUCACCCAGACCUCAAAUUGCUGGCGAUGACCCAGGAGCACGGAAAAAUCGAACCCAUGACCGGGAAACUGGAUUUUGCCAAGUUCCCUUUGGGCAGCCUCUGGCUCUGAUUCCUUAUCACGUAAGUCUGGCUUGGACCUAGAAACGGACUGCCCCACCCUUGCUGGUUUGCUGCUGGUCUAACCGCUCCCGAGAUUGCAUUCACACAAUCCACUUAACCUGGAUUCUGAAUCAUCCGUUUUUUCCCGCUUUGAAGAAACCCUAAAUUAACCAACCUGGCAGCGUUCCCAUGACAUUCGGCCACAAAACAACCUAAUCCAGGUUAACCCCAAGCAGGGUUUUCUUUUUUUUCCAGGUUGUGUGAAUGCAUCUGCUGGGCAGAUUAUUAUUAUUAUUUUUUGACCCUGGGAAGUGUGUUUGCAGCUAGCCAUGUUUCUGAUUGUCUCGUUUCUCUCUCUCUUUCUUUGCACCUUGGGGGCACCCCAAACAAACGGCAGGCAUGUGCCACAGCCGCGAUGCACCCCGUCUUCUUCGUCCAUAGCGGGGGCCGUAUCGUGGAGACGUGGAAGCCAGUGCGAGGCUGGUAAAAAGACAAGACGAAGAAGAUCCGUAGAUCUUGGCCUGUGUUAUCAUUUGAGGGUCCUUUGAUGAUUGGUUCCCACAAUCGUUUGAACUUUCUGGUGGCGUGGGAAUCUCCGGUUUCAACUUCACAAGAUCUGAAUUGCCGAUGUAGCUGUAGGUAAACUCCAUUCCAAGUCAAGCCAGGAGUCCAUUGGUUGCUGAACCGUCCAAUUCCUAUCAAGCCACGAAUGGUGGUUUAUAAAGGCAUGACCAACUUAAGUCGGUGAAACAAUUCUGUUUAUGAAAAGAGAGAUCCCCCCCCCAGAAAUACAGAUUGUCCUCAACAUACGACUAUUGUUUAACCAUUGUUAAGUCAGUUUUGCUCCAUUUUACAACAUUUUUUGCCACCACUGUUGUUAAGCGAAUCCCUACGGUUGUUAAGUGAGUCACACGGUCAUAAAGUGAAUCUGGCUUCUCCGUUGACUUUGCUUGUCAGAAGGUCGCAAAAGGUGAUCUCGUGACCUCCCCCCCCUUUCAGGACACUGAGACCGUCAUAAAUAUGAAGCAGUUGGCAAUGGUCUGCGACUGUCAUUAAGUGUGAAAAAUGGUCAAAAGUCACCGUUUUCAGUGGCGUUGUGACUUCGAACAGUCACCAAAUGAAUGAUUGUAAGUGGA
This is a messenger RNA of Pantherophis guttatus, 2285 nucleotides long. Lineage: Eukaryota; Metazoa; Chordata; Lepidosauria; Squamata; Colubridae. The record is from RefSeq and is a predicted model, not a curated record.